Pistacia vera is the source of this 680-nucleotide messenger RNA. RefSeq names its product polyadenylate-binding protein 2-like. The coding region runs from base 118 to 603 and encodes 161 amino acids. The record is from RefSeq and is a predicted model, not a curated record. NCBI's taxonomy places the organism in Eukaryota, Viridiplantae, Streptophyta, Magnoliopsida, Sapindales, Anacardiaceae. The transcript has 3 exons.
GGUUUUCUCUGUUAUAUCGCCUCUCCUGUGUAGGGCACAUGGAGUAAAAUCGCAAACCUUUAGUGGCCAGAACCAGCAGAGGAGAAAGAAAAGGGGAAAAAUUCGGACAGAGUGGCAAUGGAUGAAGAAGAACACGAGGUGUACGGAGGCGAAAUCCCCGACAUGGAAGGUGAUGUAGACGGUCACAACGCUGACGUCGACAUGUCGGCUGCCGAUGAGGACGCCGUCAAGGAGUUGGAUGAGAUGAAGAAGCGGUUGAAGGAGAUGGAAGAGGAAGCUGCAGCUCUUCGCGAGAUGCAGGCCAAGGUUGAGAAAGAGAUGGGUGCCGUUUCAGAUCCUGCUAGUGCAGCUGCUAAUCAAGCGAACAGGGAAGAAACGGAUUCACGAUCAGUGUUUGUUGGCAAUGUGAGAAACAUGAUACUUCUCUCUUCUUAUGCAUUACCUUUUCUAGAAAUAAUAGAUGCCCAGUUUGUGUUAUUUUCUGCUCUUUCGGAGUUAUUUGAUGUGGUAUCGUCUCACACCAGUAAUAUUUUUGGCUCUAUAUAUUUUGAUUUCUGCAGAAUAUUUAGAUUUUUGGGUGUAUCUGUACUAUUUAUCUUGUAGAAUUUUGUCUUACUUUAAUGUUUGACUUGGGGAAUGACUUAACAGAAUUUCUAAGCUUUUUUGUAACACUUUCAUGA